Messenger RNA from Westerdykella ornata, 1665 nucleotides. RefSeq lists its product as uncharacterized. Lineage: Eukaryota; Fungi; Ascomycota; Dothideomycetes; Pleosporales; Sporormiaceae. The transcript has a single exon. Bases 1 to 1215 code for a protein of 404 amino acids. The record is from RefSeq and is a predicted model, not a curated record.
AUGGCUGACGCGGCGGAACAGGAUGCCACGCUCCAUUAUGAUUUAGAAGAGGAGGGACGGUACUUCGGCAACGAUGCCACAGAAUAUCUCUCGUUUCUCGGCCCUUGGGAAGAAUCUGCCGGGCAACCUCAUCCUACAUACUCAGAGCACGAUGUCGAUACGUUCGAUGCUGAACCGACUUCCCUUCCCCCGAUGACUAAUAGGGAUACUGGCCACCCUCCAGACAGACACGUCCCCGAAUGGCAUACUAGCGACGAAUCUUUCCUCCCGGCACUUAGGCAGGAACCCGCUCCCCCCGAGCCUACAUUUGUGCCACGUCCGGCCAGUCAGAACAUAAACACUCUCCUUACACUAUCCCGAGUAUCUCAUCCUACCGCCGGUGACCUCCUUCGCAACGAUAGCAGAAAGGUCGAUCGAAAGCGGCAGAUCCCAUGGGGUCUCCAACGGAUCCUCACCCAUAUGGAAGUCGAGGAUCUAGCUGCUCUCUCCCAAGUGCCAGUGCCCUUCCCGACAGACGAAGAAGUCGCGCAAUACUUCCGCUCGCAGAAGGAAAAACCCAUGCAUCCUUUUAUCUCCCAUUCGACGCCAGCGAAUGUGGACAUCUGUCUGCUUGGUAGGAUUCGCAUUACUGCCGCCGAGAUCAUGGCUUUCUUUCCGAACCACAUCGAGUGGAACGAUGCCAUCUUCAGACUGGUACAGAACAGCUGGACUCGCAGGGAGAUUGCAGGCUACAUCAACUAUGUGCGCCAGUUGCCCUCAUCCGCAGCCGUGACAAGAGAGCGUAUCAGCCAUUGGGCUAGGAUGGCAGACAGACAAAUCAUGGUAGGGAGCCCGAUAAAUGCGCACCGACGCCCGGGCUUCAAGACCGUCUUCUUCACUCCAGAGAAGUGGGAGUUGCCAAAGUUGUCUAGGCUUGAGGCUGAUCCGAUCGACUAUUUCCUGGUGGAUCUUGCGGAAGGCGUUGUCAACUGGCCUACCGGAAGUGGAGCCCGACUCUUGACACGUGCUAUUCGGUUGGCGCAGCAGCAAGGGCAUCGGUAUGUCAAGCUAAGCCAGAUCCACGAGUUCAUGCGUGUGCACAAGGUCCAUUUGCCGUUGCUGCGACCUAUGGCAAUUAGGGGCAAGUGCGGCGGCGUGAAUCCGGAUGUACUGGUGAAGCGCGGACUCGAACUCGUCAUUUAUCAGGAUAUAGUGCAGGUAGGGUUAGCUUGGUGAAGCGUGGGAAUCUCCACCAGAUACUCAUAUAGGGGUUAUCGUGAUCCAGUUGUGCUGCUGGUUGAGGCGUGUAUCUGCGAUGCGUUGGUAUUGCGGACAACUGAAGCUCUGGCAGGGCGCCUGUUGGGCAGCGUACAUAUCCUGACACGUCAGACGCUGAAUGCACGCUGCUGGUGUACAGUUGCGGUUGGUAUCGACAGUCCCGACAGAUGUGUUCCGCAAAAGGCGCACAAGACUGGACGCUAGGGAGAGCUGUUAAUUGCUGAUGUUAGCACAACGAAAAAGCAGAGAGUAUCUGACUUUAACUGGCUCUGAAAACAUGAAAUCAAGCGACCUUUUAUCUGAUGGUUUGUCCCUUACAUGUUUGCGGUGCUGUUGAUUCUUCACCAAUCACAUCGUGGCCUCAAUGGCGGUCCGCAAACCAUACCCAAUGGUUGAGCGCAGCCCUCG